UUGAGGGUGGGGCUAAAGACUAGGGUGGCCUAGCUGAUAGACAAGGACUGUAAAGACCAGGGCCAUGGACACACAAAAUAUAGAAACGGCCCAUGAAGGAGGCACGUGCCCAGCGGAUGAUGAGCAGUGUCUAAAGUUAGAGAAGGCAGCCAUAAAGAUUCAGUCAUGGUGGCGAGGCAACGCGGUGCGCCAGACGUUACUGCACGCGGCGCUCAGGGCCUGGGUCAUCCAGUGCUGGUGGAGGUCGAUGCAGGCCAAGAUGCUGGAGCAAAGACGGCGCCUGGCACUAAGACUCUACACCUGCCAGGAGUGGGCAGUGGUGAAGGUGCAGGCACAGGUUCGAAUGUGGCAGGCCCGCAGACGGUUUCUCCAGGCUCGACAAGCAGCCUGCAUCAUCCAGUCUCACUGGCGCUGGCAUGCCAGCCAAACCCGAGGUCUGAUCCGGGGUCGCUAUGAGGUCAGAGCCAGCCGGCUGGAGCUUGACAUCGAAAUCCUCAUGACCUAGGGUGCUGGCAGAGCCAAGGAGACUGGAUCUCUCUCCCAGUGAAGACAUGUACUCACCACAAUCUUGCCCUUUGAACAUUAGACCCACAGCAGAGGAAUCAACCCCUCGCCCUCCUGCCUUCCACCCCAAGAAAUUUUUCCCUGGCAUGGUCUAAAUCCAUUCCAGGGGGCCUCCCCUCCCUGGUGGCGUAGGGGUUAAGUUAAAAAAUAAAAUUAAAUAAGUAAAUCCAUUCCAGAG
This is a messenger RNA of Talpa occidentalis (Iberian mole), 742 nucleotides long. RefSeq names its product IQ motif containing F6 (gene IQCF6). The record is from RefSeq and is a predicted model, not a curated record. Bases 65 to 505 code for a protein of 146 amino acids. The transcript is spliced from 2 exons. Gene Ontology annotation, molecular function: calmodulin binding. NCBI's taxonomy places the organism in Eukaryota, Metazoa, Chordata, Mammalia, Eulipotyphla, Talpidae.